UAAUCAGUGCAAGCAGAGCUCUUUUCCCUGAAUGAAUCCAAGUAACCCCGGUGGUUCCUUUCUGAAAUGACCAGCAGACAAGCAUCUGAGCAGAGGCUGCCCAAGGAAUAAACUCUGGUUGUAAAGUACCAUGUCUAGCCAAGGAAGUCCUGGAGUGGAGUUUUCAACAACAACUGUCAGUUCAGUGGCUGUGCAGGCUGGAGACUGCAGAAUCGUGAUAGCUGUCAUAAAGUGUGGCAAAUGGGUACAACUUCAAUUGGCUGAAUCACAGCCCAAUCUUCUAGAGAUUGGGAGCAGUCAAGAUGAAACCAAAAAACUUCUUCAUGAUCAUGAACUUCUUUUGGCCAAACUCAAGGCUUUGGAAGAUCGGGUGUGGGAACUCUUGCAGGAAGCAGACAAGACAGCUGAAGAGAACAAGAAUCAGAGUCAGGUUUAUGACGCCAUGGCCCAGACCUUGGGUGAAGCGUGGGCAGCCCUGGUCUCCAUGCUUGAAAGAAGACGGGAACUCCUUAGGUUGACCUGUGAAUUUUUUGAAAAUGCCUUGGAGUUUGCUAUUAAAAUAGACCAAACUGAAGAUUUCCUCCAGAGUCCUCAUGAGUUUGAAAGUGCUGAGUCUUUACAAUCACUUCUUCAGCUUCAUGAACAUCACGCCAAAGAACUCUUAUCACGAUCUCUAGCCCUUUUAAACAAAAGCCAGCAACUCACUGACUUCAUAGAGAAAUUCAAGUGUGAUGGACCUACUGUGAGUUCCGAGUUGAUCCACGGAGCUCAGAGCAGCUGUCUGAAGAUUGACAGCCUUCUUGAACUUCUACAAGACAGGAGAAGGCAGCUAGACAAAUACCUGCAGCAGCAGCGGCAAGAGUUGGGUCAGGUUCUGCAGAUAUGUCUGUGGGACCAACAAGAAAACCAGGUUACUUGCUGGUUUCAAAAAACCAUAAGAGAUUUGCAGGAACAAAGUCUAGGUUCAUCACUUUCAGACAAUGAGGAGCUAACUUGUAAGCACGAGGAACUAACAAUAAAAGCAAAGGAAUGGAAUUCCAUUGCAGAGAAGCUGAAAAGCGAGGCCUUGGGGAUUCUGCGGGGAAAGGACUGUGUGGAGAAAGAACAUCUACAGCUGUCUAACCAGAAACUGAAUCAGCUUCAAGAAGAAUUUGGUCGACUCAUGGUGGAAAGGAAAACCUGGUUAAAAAAGGCAAAUGAUUUUUUUAACAGUGCUAAUAAGGCAUUUGAUGUACUUGGAAGAGUUGAAGCUUACCUUAAGCUCCUUAAAUCAGAGGGUUUAAGUCUGCCUGUCUUGGCAGCAAGGCAUGAGGAAUUACACAGAGAAAUUAAGGAGUGCACAGCUGAUGCUUUGCAAAGGGGCCAAACCUUAAUCAGACAAGUAGACUCCUGCAGCUUUCGAGUGACUGGCGUCCAUGAGAUGAUGGGACACAUUCAGAGACGAGUGGACCAGUUGACCCAACAGUGUUCAGCACACAAGGAAUUUGCUCUUAAGAAGCAGCAAUUAACAGCCUCCGUGGAGAAUCAUCUAAGGAAGGUGGAUAUGUCAAUUCAGAAAAUCAUUCCAGUUGUUUCCAAUGCAAUGGAUAUUGGUUCCAGUCUUUCUGAAUCUGAGAAGAUUUUAAAUAAAUAUCUGGAAUUAGAUAUGCAAGCUAAGGAGACAUCACAGGCAUUGGAAGCAGCUGCAAAAGCCAUGUUGGAGAAAAAUGAAUUUGAAUCUGAUGAAGUAGCAUCACUUUCUUUUAAAGCUCAAUGGCUAGAGGAAGAAUUAAACAUACUUGGCCAGAGCAUCACCUCCAGGUCACAAGUCCUGCAAAGCUACAUAGCAUUUCUAAAGUCAUCAAAGGAGGUAGAAGAGCAGUUUCAGAGCCUGAAGGAAUUUUAUCAAACUCAAAUCCUUUGGGAGGAGAAGGAGGAUGUGAAAAUCAAGCAUUGGUCUGACUCAGCUGAGAAGCAGUGGCAGCUAUUUUUGAAGAAGAGUUUUUUAACCCAAGACCUAGGACUUGACUUCCUUAAUUUAAUACAAAUGACAAAGGAGAGUGAAAUAUUAAAUGUGAAAAAUAAAGUGCACAUUAUGGAGGACACUCUGGAAAACCAGAAGGCUAGAUGGGAAGAACUUAGCCACCUGCGGAUGGCAUGGCAACUUAAAGGAACUGAAAGCAAGUCUGUGAAGCAGCAGUGGACGGCGUUCAAGGAGAAACUCAGAAAGACAACCCACAAUGUAAAACUCCUUCAGGAAGUACUCAUGCCUGUGUCUGCACUUGACCUCGGAGGGAGCCUCCAGACCAUUUCAGAUCUGCGGAAAAAAUGGAAUGAAAUGAAGCCUCAGUUCCAGCAACUGCAUGAUGAGGUUCAGUUCAUCAUGAGAGAAUUGGAAGAAUUAAGAGGCAAAGGAGCCCCUGUGAAAGAGAAAUCUCAACAACUGAGUGACCUUAUUUACCUCCAUCAGAAACAGACAGAGCGCAUCCAAGAUUAUGACAAUCUCCUACACAAGGUAGUCCUCUUCCACCAAGUCAGGGAGGAGCUGGGACAUCUCAUCAAAUCAAGAGAACUGGUGUUUCUGGAGCAGCUGGAGGAACUGGGUGAUGCUCCUGAGACUCAGAUACACCUCAGUCGCUCUCAGGAUCAAAAGGCACAUGUGGAGCAGCUCUAUCAACUGGCCUUUUCCUUAGGAGUGGACAUUAUCUCAUCAACACAGCACCCUAAUUGCUUUAAUGUUUCUGCAAAGAAUGUGCAGCAGCAGCUGGAGGUCCUUGAGGUGGACAGUAUGAAGUGGCGUGCCAAAUCUGAGGAGCGUGACCAGGCCCUGUGUCGCAGUUUGGAGUACUGCACCACAAGAGAUGAAAUAAAUGAGCUCAAAGAGUCAUUCAAAGAUAUCAAAAAGAAAUUCAACAAUUUGAAGUUUAACUACACUAAGAAAAAUGAAAAAGCUCGAAAUCUGAAGGCUCUUAAAUAUCAAAUACAACAAGUUGAUAUGUAUGUUGAAAAAAUGCAGGUUUUGAGAAAGAAAAUGGAAAAAGUUAAUAAUAAAACUUGUGAUUCUUUCUUAAAUUAUCCAAGUAAUAAAGUUAAUGUCCUUUUGGAAGCCAUGAAGGAUUUGCAGAAACAUGUGGAGGACUUUGAGAAAGUUGUCACAGAUUACAAAGUAAAUCUGGACCUGACUGAGCAUCUCCAAGAAGUAAUAGAAGAGUGUCACUUUUGGUAUGAAGAUGCAAGUGCCACAGUUGUAAGAGUUGGGAAAUAUUCCAUGGAGUGCAAGACAAAGGAAGCCGUGGAAAUUCUCCACCAGCAGUUCAACAAGUUCAUUGCACCCUCAGUGCCUCAGCAAGAGGAAAGGAUUCAGGAAGUCACGAACCUUGCUCAGCGCUUAUAUGGUUUGGAAGAAGGACAAAAAUAUGCUGAGAAAGUUGUGGCAAAACACAAAGAGGUUCUUGAAUCUAUCACUGAAUUAUGUGGGUCUCUCAUGGAGCUCAAAGAAAAGCUGAAGCAGGGUGAUACUGUAAAGAUGAAUUCCAAUCUGGAGGAUUUCCAUGACAAUGGCAUUGACCUACUAAAGGAACCAGUGAGAAAUAAACAGAUGAUAUUUAAUGAAGAGAGAAAUAAGGAUCAGGAGCAGGUGGUAGAUACUUUGGCCAUUGUUGGAGCAGGAGAAGAUGGACUUCCCCAGAACCUGAGGCCUCUGUCCUCUGCCGAAGAGAGCAGUGUCCAGGGCCUGCUUCAGCCUGAAGAUAUGCUGUCAGGAGAAGAAUAUGAGUGUGUCUCGCCUGAUGACAUCUCCUUGCCUCCACUCCCAGGAAGCCCCGAGUCCCCCCUUGCACCUUCAGACAUGGAGGUAGAAGAGCCUCCCAGCUCCUCCCCCCUAAUUCACAUCAGCAGUUGCAGGAUGCAGUUGGGGACCAGUGGUCCAGGGGAGGCCCAGGAAUCUGCUCUUCCACCACCCGUUGCUUUUGCCGAUGAGUGCAGUGAAAAGAGAGAAACAUUUUCAAGUCAUUUUGAGAGGCCUUACCCCCAAUUCAAAGCUGAGCCCCCACUCACCUCCGGAGGAUUUCUGGAAACAAGUUCUGCCUUAUACAAAAUCAGUGCUAAACAUCCGGAGAGCAUGCCGAGUGAAGUGCAUGAGAGAGCUUUACAGCAGCACCCUCAGGCUCAGGGAAGUUUGCUAGAAACGCAGGAGAAAAUGCAUGCUGAUCAUAACGUCACUAAAACCCGAGACAGGCUGCAUGCUUCCCCUGAUGCCCUCCAGGGCCUUGACUUUCCAUCAGGCAGCAGCAGGGGCUCUCAGAGACAAAAAAUGUUUCCCCAAGAAGAGAUGAGCAGCACAUCUGCCAAGAACAGCGUGGUCAGCCUCGCUGGCCAGGCACCAAAUUUCUCCAGGCUCCUGUCCAAUGUAACUGUCAUGGAAGGUUCUCCAGUGACAUUGGAAGUUGAAGUAACAGGAUUUCCAGAGCCUACACUGACAUGGUACAAGAAGGGCCAGAAAUUGUCUACAGAUGGGCACUUACAGGUUUUAAACAAGGAAACAAAGCAUUCCGUGUUCAUUCCGAAGGUAUGCAAGGCAGAUGCAGGCCUCUAUGUGGCUCGGGCCCAAAACUCUAGUGGCACUGUCUCUUCCAAUGUCGUCCUCCACGUGACAGGUAACCACAGGUCGCCAAUCACAAGGAUAAACUGGAUAAUGCUGUGUGUCAUCUAUGUCGGUGUAUCCCUAAUGUACUGGCUACUCACACAGUGACUGUGGUGUUGACCUUGAUGGACAUCAUUCUUACGAGCCUAAAGGACAAUAUGGUUGUUUAUUUUCUGGCACUUCCUACAAACCACCCCCAACA
Molecule: messenger RNA, 4823 nt
Organism: Marmota flaviventris (yellow-bellied marmot)
Lineage: Eukaryota; Metazoa; Chordata; Mammalia; Rodentia; Sciuridae
Source: RefSeq, a predicted model, not a curated record